This is a messenger RNA of Oncorhynchus masou masou (cherry salmon), 3073 nucleotides long. Its product is annotated as carbohydrate sulfotransferase 11-like. The transcript is spliced from 3 exons. Gene Ontology annotation, molecular function: sulfotransferase activity. The record is from RefSeq and is a predicted model, not a curated record. Gene Ontology annotation, biological process: carbohydrate biosynthetic process; proteoglycan biosynthetic process. Gene Ontology annotation, cellular component: membrane. Bases 295 to 1317 code for a protein of 340 amino acids. Lineage: Eukaryota; Metazoa; Chordata; Actinopteri; Salmoniformes; Salmonidae.
UUGUGUCUGCAACUCAUUAUUUGCUGGCUUCACAUACCGUAAAGUGUCGCUGAUUUUGUGGUUGAACAGUUGCAACUUUUCAACGGCGCAGAACAUGCGUGGAUGUACAUCAACAUGACGAAUUGCACAAGUAACAAGCAGCAAUUUUAUUUGAAGAAGAGGCUGUUCUAUAUGUACCCGGGCAAUGUUCUCGAAAGUCCAAAUCCCUAACAUUACUUGAGCGUGGAACGGUCAUUUUUUUCGCAUGAAUUACAAACGGAUUUGGGUCGGCUUUGUCGUUCCUUAAGAUUCAGGAUGAGAAAACCCAAAGUUAAUCGGAUGGUUCUUGCGAUGUGCUUGGGGUGUUUUAUAAUGGUUAUAUUCUAUUUUCAGAGCAACUUGAAACCAGCCUCAGCACAGGGUAGUGGGAGGAGCAGCGGCCGGGGGAAGUCAUGGAGGAGUCCACUCCAGAUGCUCUAUGACAGUGACCAGCUGGAGCAGUCGACAGUGCAGGUGACCCACCAGGGUCGGCGGGAGCUGCUGGAGGACGCCUGCCGCUCAUACACGCGCAAGCGUCGCGUGCUCAUCCCCGAGGACCUCAAGCACGUCAUUGUGGAUGACCAGCACGGCCUGCUCUACUGCUACGUGCCCAAGGUGGCCUGCACCAACUGGAAGCGUGUCCUAAUGGUCCUGACAGGCGCCGCUGGCCCCCACCGCGACCCCCUCGCCAUCCCCGCCAACGAGGCCCACGUGCCUGGCAACCUGCGCACCCUCUCUGAGUAUUCCACCUCUCAGAUCAACCAGCGGCUGCGCUCCUACCUGAAGUUUGUGUUCGUGCGUGAGCCCUUUGAGCGGCUCGUUUCAGCUUACCGCAACAAAUUCACACGCAGCUACAACACGGCCUUCCACAAGCGCUACGGCACCAAGAUCAUCCGCCGGCACCGGCCCAACCCCCAGGCCGAAGCACUGGAGCGGGGAGACGACGUCUCCUUCGAGGAGUUUGUGUACUACCUGGUGGACCCGGCCACACAGCGUGAGGAGCCCUUCAACGAGCACUGGGAGCGUGUGCACUCGCUGUGCCACCCCUGCCUCAUCCACUACGACGUGGUGGGCAAGUACGAGACGCUGGAGCAGGACUCCCGCUACGUGCUGCAGCUGGCUGGGGUGGAGGGCCAGGUGACUUUCCCUGCCUCGGCCAAGAACACCAGGACUACGGGAGACAUGGCCGCUCAGUUCUUCAACAACAUCAGACCCUUCUAUCAGAAGAAGCUGUAUAACCUCUACCACAUGGACUUCCUGCUGUUCAACUACUCCACGCCGGAGUACCUGAAAUUUUGAUGACGUUACGCUUCUUAGGAGGAGCCUUAGUUUGAACCAUCUAUCAUAAGCACUACAUAGUAGUUGGAACGUAGUAGUUGGAACGUAGUAGUUGGAAGCGUGACAUUGUGACAUUGUGCCCGGCCCCACUAGCUUAUUACUUGUUAUGUAUAGCUGAUGUCAGCUAUUCUGGCGGCUUUUAACAGCUGUUGCUUAUAACAACAUUAUGUAUAACCUCUGACAGAGGGUUCAAAAGAAGUGGUACAGACACUUUUAACAUGGAUCCUGGGACUCUUCAAAGCACAGGUAUGUUUUACGGAGAGGACUAACCUGGUGAAAUCUAAGGAACUGAAGAUAUCUUUCAUAUCAAAAGUGAAAGUGGCUUUAAGAUGAGACAACGGGGAAUGGACACUUAAGAUGAAGAUGUUGUACUGUUAGUAAUGAGCCAAUGGAGAUGAAAUGAUUGCCUCUGUAUGGGUCAAAUGCACCUCAGAAGUGCACAUUAACUCAAAAUGACCAAACUUUGACACCACCAACAAACUUUGGUUACAAUUAUUAUUAUUUCUUUCAAAGUUGAUUAUGUCACCACCAUUCUACAGUAAAGACUAAAAGGAACGCUAUCUGAAGGAAUAGGGGUGCUGAGAGUAUCUCUAUCAGUGCCUUUGAGUGGGCCGUAUGACUUAAAGGUGUAUGACAUCCUCUGGAAAUGUGACACCAGUGUUUUCCUUAUUCUGUAGAGAGUUGACUCUCAUUGGACGGUUUAUUUAUUGUGAUAUUUGUGUCCCAGUGUCAACAAACUGCAGAUAGAGCACACAUUUAGACAUUAGGAAUAACUACCAUAACAUCAGACAGUCAAGUAAACACAUCUAAGCAGUUUGUGUGUGUCUGUGUCUGGAAUGUUGGCGUAGCAGUCAACACAAAGGGUAAGAAUCCAUCUGUGCAAUAUGUUGAAUUUACUGUGUAUGUUUGAAAUAUUGAGGUCAAAUCAUGCAGUUUUAUAGGCCCUGUGAACAAAGGUAUGAGAAGAGAGUACUUUCACUGCAUUCAAAACAGUUGUGUCCAAUUAUAUAGGCAAUAGUUUUAUCAGUCUUGAUGUCAAUACUCUUCACAUUAUGCUCGUACCAACAGUGACCCUUCUGGAGGCUUGGACACCUGUCUGAUAAAGUCCACCUAAGACAAGUCUGCAACAUGGGGCUUACUUUGAUAGUUGAGUGAAAUUACAUUUGUUGGCAGUGGCUAGUUUAACAAAACCAAAAGUGUGUAAUGCUGUCACUCCUUGUCCACAAACUGCUUUCAAGGUAAAUAAAUAAAUAUUGUAACAUGUAAUUUUUUUCCAAACUAUCCCUUUAAGUAAAGGUCUAGCCAUUUGUCAUAGGCUUCACUUAAUCUGGAUACCUGCCAUGUUCUCUGACACAAUGUCAACACGGCACUUCUACAGUAUGUGCUCCACAGCCACGAGACAUGAACCUUGACCCCGACACGGUUCUAUCCCUACAGCACGGGCAUCGCUUUAUGGAAUUUGUGGUUUUGGUAAUGUUUUACCGUGUGUGUGUGAGAAAUAACUGUUGGGGUGAUCAGCACAGAUAUUUAUGCCCCCCCCCGUAGCAGAAGAUCGGCCUGGGUACCGUGAUGUUGAAAUGCAGGGUUGUCACAAGGACGUGUUUAAAUGUUGCUGGCGGUUAGGUCACAUUUUAUUGACCUGUUUUGUAAAAUCACAUGACAUGCAUUGAUUCUACUGUAAGAUAUGUGGGGUCAUAAAAUGGAAGACAGGCAUUGU